AUGUCAACUGAGACAAAUGAUGAAGAUGAAGCAGAAAAAGAAACUUUGGAUUUCACCAAAAUGUACAAAACUGUUCUACAAAGAACAGAGGUUCCUAAGCUUGAGAUUCCAUUUACAGUUCAGGAUGUCAUCAGUAGGAUUGAGCAAGCACAGGUCCAGCGAGCCAGAGAGCAUCUUAAUAUGCAGCUGACAGACAUAAUGCAAAAUGUGAAGCGUAUAAUAAAUCGCUAUACUAUGUAUGAGAAUAUGCAUGCUGGAAGGAAAAUAUCCCUUACAGAACAUAAGAAACAGAAAGGAAGUUUGCUGGAGAAAAUAACUGCUUGUGCUAAGACUGCUGAAAUUAAAAACAAGACUCUUGCCUACAUUCUGGCCUGGUUGGAAGAAUGGAAUGUCACUUUGUCUGAGAUUACUGCAAUUGAUAUUGACGAACACCAUCACUGUUUAGCACAAAUGGAGAUGUUACCAGAAACGUUCAAAGCUAUUGAGAACAAUAUCAAGAUACUAAGCAGAAUUAGUAUGUAUUUGCUUGAAGAAAAGAAGAAACAAAAGAAAAAAACAGCAUCUAGAGGUUCUCUAUGGAAAUCAUGGAAAGAAAGAGUUAUAAAGCGACCUGCAACAGCUCAUGCUUUAAGACCAGAUCAGAUGAUUAGUGAUCAAUUUGCCACCGAAAAAAAGGUGUCAGAAAUCCAAGAUAUGCUUCAGGAACUCAUAGGUACUUCAAUGUUCAAUAAACUGGAAAACAAUGCUAUUAAAUAUAUAUCAUCAACAACAGUAAACCUUUCUAAAGCUUUGAGUACGCUAAAUGAUGAAGUGAAAGCUAUUAACCUCCAUACUUCUGAUAUAUAUGCAAAUGAGACAGUUGAAAGAGAACAAGAGAUUUCCCUGAAGAUAAUACAAGAUCUCAGUGAAAGAAAUGAAAUGCUUCAGCAAAAACUUCAAGAAGCAGAAGAAAAAUAUGAACACCUUAUUCGAUCCAAAGUUUUAGAGCACCAAGCAUUGCCCACAUCAACACUGAAAGUGUUACCUGAGCCUUCUCCACAAUCAGCCAUUAGCCAAGCUGACACAGAAGACAAUUUAGACAGUAUUUUGGCCAAAGAAUUUGAAAACAUAGUAGAUGAGGCCCCCCAAAAAGGGACCAAAGCCUUGGGGAUCAAGAGGGACCCAUCUCAUUUAUAUGCAGCCCAAGGUGAAACUACUGAAGAUUUAACUGGUGAGCAGAAAAAGUCUUCUGGAGAGAUCACUGAAGAUAAGAUAUCAGUGAAGAAAGGUGGUGCCUUUCAGAAAAAUGGGGCUGACGAGUUUCAGUCACAGAAAAAAAAGCAUACAAAAGGCCUGUCUGUUCAGGAGACCUCUGAAUCAAAUGUGAAUGAUGAUAAAGGUAAACAGAAAGUCACAGGGACCAAACCUGAUCACCACUUAGAAUUACAAGCACUGGAUAAGAAGAGAAAAGAAACAAAAUCCUUUCCUGAAGGCAAAUCAAAGUCACUCACUGAAUCAAAAAAUCAACAUUUUCCUUCUGAUUUCCCUUCUGACAAGAGCCAAGGUGGUAAAAGUGGAACAAGUGGUAUACUGGAACAACUCAGGGAGGCUAAAUCUGAAUAUUCACAGAGUAAAAGUCAAAUUUCUUCAGAGAAUAAAGAGGAGCUCACCACUGAGUCAAUGAACAAAGAUGGCAGAAAUGAGAUGAGCAGCCCACCAGAGCCAUCCAGUUUGAGCCAACUUGAUUAUUCCUCUGAAAAAAUAAAAGGAAAGAAACACCAUAUCUCUCCAGGAAGCACUACAAGAAAAGAAGAAAAAUCUGAAGAGAAAGAUAUGUCAGUCUUCACAAAGAAAUUCAAGUCUCUUACACUUGCUAAAUCAGGUAUUCCAGAUGGCGAAAGUGAACAGAGUAACCUAGAAGAAGUUCAGAAAGCCAUAGUGUCAUUCCUUAAAGAGAAAACUGAUAACAUAGGAAAGCCCUUAGAUAAAAAGACUGAGUCAAAAAAAGAGUUAUUAUUAAGAAGAUCAGAAGUUGAGAAAUUAGGAAUCAUAAAGGCAAAAAUGGAGGAAUAUUUCCAAAAAGUGGCUGAAACUGUGACAAAAAUCUUAAGAAAAUACAAAGAUACAAAAAAUGAAGGACGAAUUAGAGAGAAACCUUUGAAACAAAAAGAGGCAGUCUCAUUUAUGCCAGAACGGCAUUCUCAGGAAACAACUAGAGCAAAGUCAGAAAUUAGCACCUUAAUUUCACAGGAGAGGCUUGACCCACUAACUGACAAUUUAAUACAAAUGAUCUUGACCGAACUAGAAAGUGAAAGGAAUGUUCCAGAAGCCUCAACAGUAGGGACAGACUAUAAACAGAAGGAAAAACAAGAGCUAGAAGAAAGGAGGUUUGAGAUGAUAAAUAAGAAUUUGGAGAAGGAAGGGGCAUGGCUCCCAAUGAAGGAGGGAAAGCAAGGGCAACAGAAGCAGAAACAGUGGCAGGAAGAAGAGGUAUGGAAAGAACAGCAAAAACACAAUAUACAAAAGCAGAUCGAGUCAGAUGAGAAGCAAAAGCAAAGGGAAGAGGAGAAAGAAGGGUAUCAGAAGUCAAAGCAGCAGCAGUUGGAAGCAUGGGAACAAAAAAUGAAACAAAAAGGUGUGCCUUUGGAGAAGGAGAAAGGACAGCAGAUGAUGCAGGUUCAGAAGGAAGUGAGACAUCUGGAGCAAGAAAGCAGUUUGGAGAGAGAGGAGGAGAAGCAGAAGGCAAGGAGAAAGGUAGGGGACUAUGAAAGUCAGAAGGAAAAAACAGCAAAGAAGAUGAAGACAUCUGAACAGCUAGAACAGGUGCUCAGUCACACUUCGGUCCCAUUGUUUCACAGGUGGGAGAGCACACAGAAAGACAUACCGCAGGUACACCAACGAAAAGAUUUCACUGGGAAUCUUAAGAAAUUAGGGGAUCUGGCUGAAGGAAAGCAUCCCACUCCAAUCACUACUCCCAUCUCCACACAAUCUUCCUCACGUGGAUCCUCUUCUGUUUCUGGAGCAUCUCUUGCAAAGUGCAUCACUCUCACCCCUCAGCAAGCCCAGGCACUUGGGAUCACUCUCACCCCUGAACAAGCUCAGGCACCAGGGAUCACUCUCACCCCUCAGCAGGCCCAGGCACUUGGGAUCACUCUCACCCCUCAGCAGGCCCAGGCACUUGGGAUCACUCUCACCCCUGAACAAACUCAGGCACCAGCGAUCACUCUCACCCCUCAGCAGGCCCAGGCACUUGGGAUCACUCUCACCCCUGAACAAGCUCAGGCACCAGGGAUCACUCUCACCCCUCAGCAGGCCCAGGCACUUGGGAUCACUCUCACCCCUCAGCAGGCCCAGGCACUUGGGAUCACUCUCACCCCUCAACAAGCUCAGGCACCAGGGAUCACUCUCACCCCUCAGCAGGCCCAGGCAUCAGCGAUCACUCUCACCCCUCAGCAGGCCCAGGCACUUGGGAUCACUCUCACCCCUGAACAAACUCAGGCACCAGCGAUCACUCUCACCCCUCAGCAGGCCCAGGCACUUGGGAUCACUCUCACCCCUCAGCAGGCCCAGGCACUUGGGACCACUCUCACCCCUCAACAAGCUCAGGCACCAGGGAUCACUCUCACCCCUCAGCAGGCCCAGGCACUUGGGAUCACUCUCACCCCUCAGCAGGCCCAGGCACUUGGGAUCACUCUCACCCCUCAACAAGCCCAGGCACUUGGGAUCACUCUCACCCCUCAACAAGCUCAGGCACCAGGGAUCACUCUCACCCCUCAGCAGGCCCAGGCACUUGGGAUCACUCUCACCCCUGAACAAACUCAGGCACCAGCGAUCACUCUCACCCCUCAGCAGGCCCAGGCACUUGGGAUCACUCUCACGCCUGAACAAGCUCAGGCACCAGGGAUCACUCUCACCCCUCAGCAGGCCCAGGCACUUGGGAUCACUCUCACCCCUGAACAAGCUCAGGCACCAGGGAUCACUCUCACCCCUCAGCAGGCCCAGGCACUUGGGAUCACUCUCACCCCUGGACAAGCUCAGGCACCAGGGAUCACUCUCAUCCCUCAGCAGGCCCAGGCACUUGGGAUCACUCUCACCCCUGAACAAGCUCAGGCACCAGGGAUCACUCUCACCCCUCAGCAGGCCCAGGCACUUGGGAUCACUCUCACCCCUGAACAAGCUCAGGCACCAGGGAUCACUCUCACCCCUCAGCAGGCCCAGGCACUUGGGAUCACUCUCACCCCUGAACAAACUCAGGCACUUGGGAUCACUCUCACCCCUGAACAAGCUCAGGCACCAGGGAUCACUCUCACCCCUCAGCAGGCCCAGGCACUUGGGAUCACUCUCACCCCUGAACAAGCUCAGGCACCAGGGAUCACUCUCACCCCUCAGCAGGCCCAGGCACUUGGGAUCACUCUCACCCCUCAGCAGGCCCAGGCACUUGGGAUCACUCUCACCCCUGAACAAGCUCAGGCACCAGGGAUCACUCUCACCCCUCAGCAGGCCCAGGCACUUGGGAUCACUCUCACCCCUCAGCAGGCCCAGGCACUUGGGAUCACUCUCACCCCUCAACAAGCUCAGGCACCAGGGAUCACUCUCACCCCUCAGCAGGCCCAGGCAUUUGGGAUCACUCUCACCCCUCAACAAGCUCAGGCACCAGGGAUCACUCUCACCCCUCAGCAGGCCCAGGCACUUGGGAUCACUCUCACACCUGAACAAGCUCAGGCACCAGGGAUCACUCUCACCCCUCAGCAGGCCCAGGCACUUGGGAUCACUCUCACCCCUGAACAAGCUCAGGCAUCAGGGAUCACUCUCACAGUUCAGCAGGCCUGGGCACUGGGGAUUCCUGUCACCCUGCAGCAUAUCCAGGAACAGCUUGCAGAAUUAGGGGUUCCUCUCACCUCAGAUAAAGUGUAUACCUUAGGAUAUCCCCACAUCCCAGAACAAAUCCAACCUUUGGACGCUCCUUUCACCCCAGGGGAGGCCUGGUCCGUGGGUAUUACUGUUAGAUCUGUGCAGGACCCAACAUCAACAACUCCUCUCAUGAAGGAGCACCCCUUACCACCCUGGGCUGGUCCUCCUUCAGAGCAUACACUGAAAGCUGGGAUCUCUUCCAUUACUGAUAAAUCUGUCACAAAACAUGCUCCUCACACUCCUAAGGUGUCCUCAGUAUCAUCUGUUGCUAUUGCUGAGAAGUCCCUUGUAUUUGAGGUGCCUUCUACUCCUAUGCAUCUAUCAAGGUUUCCUCUUAAACAAGCCCCCUCUGAGAAAUUCUUGGGCAUGAGGAUUCCUUCAGACCCUGAGAAGCUCCUGGCACCACAGACUUCACCUUCCUCCAGACAGACCCUAGUGUCUAAGGAUCUAUCAACCUCUGUUCCGUUCCCAACACCAGUUCCCAGUCCAAUAUUUGAGCUUUCUCCCACUUCACAGCAGCCCCUUGAACCAAAGGCCCUUCUUAGUUCUGGGCGAUUCUUCAUAUCUAGGGACUCUAUGACUCCCCAGUCACCUUUGACAUUGAAGCCCCUUCCUGACCCCAGACAGCCCCUUAUAUCUGGAGUCCCAGUCACCUCUGCACAGAUUCCCAAAAUCUGGGCUCCUCUCCCUUCUGGGAAGUGCUUGUUUCCUGGGACCUCUUCCAUCCCUCAAGAGUUCUUGAAAUCUGGACCCUUAACACUCUCUGAGCAGUUUCAGGCAUCCCAGACCUUUGCCACUCGUAAGCAAUCUCCCCAGUUACAAGCCCCUUCUACCCUUAGGCAGCAUCUGCCACAAAGGACCCUUCCUGGGCAAGCUUCCCCAGUAUGGGUCUCUCCCACCCCUGGGCAUCCCCUAACACUGUUGACUCCCUCAAUCCCUGAAAAGCCACAGAAAGAUUUGUCCUCUGCUGUUUCUAAGAAAAGGAAGGAAAGAUUGUCAAUUAUUUCUUCUCUGAAAUUGAAAUCAGUAUUGGUCCAUCCCAGUGCUCCAAGUUUCAAGGUAAUUCAAGCCCCUGACACUUCUGAAGAAAUCCAGGUACCCGAAGAUCCUUUUACCGUGGAACGAUUUAGAAUGUUUAAGUCCCAUCUCACCGAUUACAAGACACCAGUAUCACAAGCCCCUUAUGUUCAUGAGAGGAUCCUUCCUACUCUCAUUAAGCCUGUAACGCCACUACCUUCUCUUAUUACGACUCAACUACUCAAAACACGGCAGAGCUCACCUUCUGAAUGGGACCAGAAAUCCCCACUUCCCCCUAUCAAUAUGCCCUGGGUGCUGACUUCAGUUUCAGAUACCAAGCAACCCAAGAUGAUGGUGCCCACUUCCCAUCCCCAAGAGCUCAAAGAACAGAACUAUUUUGUUGAUGUGGAGGCUCAGCGGAAGAACCUGAUACUCUUAAAUCAGGCCACAAAAGCUGCUAUACUCCCUUCACAGCUACACACAGAAGCUAGGAAUCUCAUAAUUGAGACACUUCAUACAGACAAAGUUCGGCUGGGAUACUUAUUCCGCAAGUACAAUGCCUACAGACUGAUCCAGCGGGCAAGAAACAACAUAAUUAAACGAUUACAAGCCAUCCAGAAUACUGGAAGAAGUUAUGAGACCCAGAACCUCUACAUAAUGCUGAAGAGGAUUGAUGAUUAUCAAAAAAAGGUGAUGCAGAUCUGGACAGAGAAGCAGAAUUCUCUAGAGCAGAAACGGAAUCGGUGCCUAAGGAAAAUGACGUACUUAUUCAGCCAGCUUCAAGAGACAUAUAAAUUGAAUCUCGAUCAACCUAUCCCUUUGGUCAUUGAAAAAAAGCAAAUACCUGCCUCUACCAAAUCUGUUCAAAAGCCAUGCCUAAAGCUACCGAAAGAAGACAAAAGGAAGUAUAACAUUCUCAAUAAAUUUAGAAAAGAUGACCAACUGCAAGCCAUCUGGAAUGCAGAUCUAUCCACUUCGAGUUACCCAAUAACAGAGAAGACAUCAAUGCAUUCACUCUGGGCCCAGCUGGGCGGGUACCCAGAUAUUCCUAUGCUGCUUCAGUUAGAUGUUCAGUCAGCCUUCAUAAGAUCUCUUACAUGUAUUCAGUCAAGCACAGGGACUUUGGCAGCAGGUGGGAGUGAAGGGCAGCUGGAGCUGCCAGUGGGCAGUCACCGGGCACAGGAGGAGAGCACCAGCCUGGGAGUGGCUUCACUCACACACGCAGGAAUACUCACCUACUGA
Molecule: messenger RNA, 7149 nt
Organism: Dama dama (fallow deer)
Lineage: Eukaryota; Metazoa; Chordata; Mammalia; Artiodactyla; Cervidae
Gene: FAM186A
Product: family with sequence similarity 186 member A
Exons: 13
Coding region: 1-7149 (2382 amino acids)
Source: RefSeq, a predicted model, not a curated record